UAUUCCGCCAGAUUAUGUGAUAAUAAUCUUCUUUUAACAUUACUCAUGGGAUCUGGAUGGUUGCUCCGCUUUGUCAUCUGUCUAAGCAGACCGAAGAUAAACAAAUCAAAACGAGGCAACGUACUUUCUGAAACAUCAAACCGUGUCAAACCGGUUGGAUCAACCUCUGCUUCCACGAACCUCACCGCAGAGGUCGCUGUUAUUCGCAUUCAAAAGGCUUUUCGAGCAUUCAAGGCGAGGAAAAGACUAUGCAGCUUGAUGAGCGCGAGGAGGUUUAACUCGCUGAUCCAAGGCCAUACACUGAGGAACCAAACUUCGACUGCACUCAAAGUGAUGCAUUCUUGGUGCGAUAUACAGAGUCAGAUCAGAGAAAGACGUUUGUAUAUGGUGACACAAGGUAGACUCCAGCACAAAAGAUUGGAGAACCGGUUGAAGCUGGAGAUCAAGCUUCAAGAGCUAGAAGUUGAAUGGUGUGGAGGUUCUGAAACAAUGGAAGAUAUUCUAGCAAAGAUCCAACAGAAAGAAGAAGCGACGGUGAAGCGAGAACGAGCAAUGGCUUAUGCUUUCUCUCACCAGUGGAGGGCUAAUGCUACACAGUAUCUAGGUCAAGCUUCCUUUAACCUAGGUACAGAAAGCUGGGGAUGGAGUUGGAAAGAACGGUGGAUCGCGGCUCGACCUUGGGAGAUUAGGGCUCAAUGCCACGUUAGUAAACCGAUCAAACCAGCUAAGAAACCGGAGAAAUUACCACCCAAUGUGACAAAGACCAAACCUGGUUUGCCAACCACCAAGGAAGUAAAAAAAUUCAAAAAGCCUGGUUCCGGAUGAGUUCGAUUUUUACAUAUAAAAAUUGUCUCGUUUGAUUUCUUAAUGGAUUGUGUUUAUUAAAUUGGCGGUUUAUUUUUUGUAUACAACUCUUUUGAGUUUUUCUUA
Messenger RNA from Capsella rubella, 930 nucleotides. Its product is annotated as protein IQ-DOMAIN 1. Gene Ontology annotation, molecular function: protein binding. The record is from RefSeq and is a predicted model, not a curated record. The coding region runs from base 46 to 825 and encodes 259 amino acids. Lineage: Eukaryota; Viridiplantae; Streptophyta; Magnoliopsida; Brassicales; Brassicaceae. The transcript is spliced from 4 exons.